Messenger RNA from Etheostoma cragini (Arkansas darter), 1702 nucleotides. It is a transcript of the gene cldn12, whose product is annotated as claudin 12. Bases 235 to 1290 code for a protein of 351 amino acids. The record is from RefSeq and is a predicted model, not a curated record. Gene Ontology annotation, cellular component: plasma membrane. NCBI's taxonomy places the organism in Eukaryota, Metazoa, Chordata, Actinopteri, Perciformes, Percidae. The transcript has 3 exons.
CAGUGAGACAACACUGAGGGCAGAAACCAGAGACCCAUAGACAGUAUGAGGGAAACACCCAUCUGUUUUGAGGCCACAUCCUGUUUAUCUACUGUAGCUAACGUUCCUUCAUUCAAAGGCGGUGUAACGUUACUCCAGUGUGGUUUGGAUCGAGUGUGUAACGUUAAGAGGACCAUACUGAAAUGAUAUAAGACAGGAACUCUCCUCGUGGCCUCAGUUCCUGUCAGCACCGCCAUGUCGUGCCGGGACAUCCACGCCACCAACGCUUUUGCCUUCAUUCUUGCCUUUGUGUCUUUGGGAGGUAUUGCUGUGGCAGCAUUAAUCCCACAGUGGCGUGUAACGAGACUGGUCACCUUCAAUCGUAAUGCCAAGAAUAUCAGCGUGUAUGAUGGGCUGUGGGCUAAAUGUGUGAAACAGGAUGGCUAUUCAGGAUGUUACUACUAUGAUUCAGAGUGGUACUCUAAAGUUGACCAGCUGGAUCUGCGGCUACUGCAGUUCUGUCUCCCUACAGCCCUGCUGUUCAGCUCUCUAGCCUUGCUGCUGUGCAUGGCAGGUAUGUGUAAGACCUGCUGCUGCUCAGACAAGCCUGAACCAGACAUUAAGACUAUUAGAUUCCUGGUCAACAAUGCUGGCUGUCACCUGGUGGCUGGGAUGUUCUUGUUCCUGGGUGGAGCUAUUGCCAUCGCACCCUCAGUGUGGUUUCUGUUCCGCACCAAGGAAAUGAACAUCAGAUAUGACAAGAUUUUCUCAGACGGCUUUGCUGUUUAUGUAUCUAUAGGCUGUUCUGGAGGACUGAUGCUGGCCGCCCUGCUGAUGUUCAUGUGGUAUUGUAUGUGUAAAAAGCUGCCUUCACCCUUCUGGUUGCCUCUGCCCUCCUUGCCAACUUCUCUGUCCACCCAGCCUCUUACUGCCAAUGGAUAUCCUCCUUCCCCAGUUUAUGGUCCUCAGCCUUUCCCACCACAGACCUAUCCUCCCACAGUGAUUGACAACCAGCCGUAUGUGACCUCCCAGGGCUACGUGCAAAGUGUGGUCGCCCCCGCACCGCCACAGGUGUACAUGUCUCAGGUUUCUGCUCCAGAUGGUUAUGGUUCAGAGGUGGGAGUGACCCAGGCCUACAGCUACGCACCCUCACAGAGCUACGCACCCUCACAGAGCUACGCACCCUCACAGAGCUACGCACCCUCACAGAGCUACGCACCCUCACAAAGCUACGCAGGCCACCGCUACUCCUCCCGCUCACGGAUGUCUGCCAUAGAGAUUGACAUUCCCGUGCUGACACAGGAACAGUAAGAGAAGAGAGGCUGAUAACGUCAGCACAUUGAAGGGUUCUGUUCAUAAAUCUACAUGGUUUACUACUGAUCACACUAAUAGAGUAUGAUAGAUGAAAGUUAAUAAUAUGAGCGCUAUUUACAGCUCCUAGAGUGAUUUAGUCAGUCAGUCAGUCCAGGUGUGUAAAUUGCUAAUUAUUGAAGAUUAAACUCAGAAGAUUAAAAGUUAAAAGAACACUGCGUUUACUAUGAAGGAUCAUAUUUUCUUUGAAAUGACUAUCACUAAAUCACUGGUGCAAACAAUGUCUAACAUACUGAAAGCCAGCUCAACCAACUCGUCUUUUUCACUAUUUUACCAGCAGAGAAGGACCACUAAACAAUAGUUCCUAACCUGAAGUGUCCAGUGGACCAACUUACUAGCUAAAAGCAAAUAG